AAAAAAAUUAGGGAAUGGGAGGAAACAGCUAACCGCCCAAAAACAAGAGAGGAGAGAGAGGGGGAGGAGAGGGAGAGGAGAGAGAGAGAGAAGAAGGAAUAAGCUAAACCUAAAAGAGGAAGGAGAGAGAGAGAGAGGGUGAAGAAGAAGAAGGAAGAUGAAAAGCAGAAUGCUAAUAUGUUAUUUGACCUCUCAAAUCAGCAAGUAAUUGACUGCACUUAUUAUACAAGCAAAGGAAAAAGAAGAGCAGUUAUUGGAGAGAGAGAGAGAGAGAGAGAGAGAGAGAGAGAGAGAGAGAGAGAGAUUCAUCAAUCAAUCCCUCUGAGUCCGUCUUAUCAAUUUCAACCCCCAUACUUGCUUAUAGCUUUCAAGAUCAUAAUCUCAACUGGGUGUCCAUUGUUUUCAAAUUUUUGAUUGGAGUAGAAGAAAACUGAGAGAACCCAUGAGUCUUCUUCCGUUUGAGCUCGGUUUGCUGCCAUUUCCAGAACUGGGUUCUUCAUUUCAUUGAAGACUUUCAACUGGGUUGGUGGGUUUUGGUGCAAAGCUUCAAGCUUUGGAGGUUUCUGCUGCCAUGGAUACUCCGCCGGCGGAGGAGCUUCUGAAGAAGAUCCAAGUGCUGGAAGCGGGUCAGGCCGACCUCAAGAAGGAGAUGACCAAGCUCAGGCACUCCGAGGAUGUCAAAUCAGAGCACCAGAGGGCCCACUCCGUCUCGCCGCAGCGCUCAAGGUUCUCGUCUGUGCCCAGAAGGAGAGUCGCUGGGGGCGGCGGUGCUGCUGGUAAUGGAGGUCACGAUGCGGCGGCUUGGAAGAGAGGGUCUUCUUCAUUUCGGCAUUCCUCGCCGCUUCAGAGGGAGAGCCGCAGCCAUGAUCCUCCCACUGGAGGCAGUGGCGGCGGCGGCGGCAGUGGAGGAAGCAGUAGCGCCGGACCUUCAGCUGUGAACUUUACUGACAGGCAGUAUCUGAACAUAUUGCAGUCAAUUGGGCAAUCUGUGCAUAUAUUUGAUAUCAAUGGGCUUAUAAUUUACUGGAACAAAACUGCUGAAAAUUUAUAUGGUUAUUCUGCGGCUGAAGCACUUGGACAUAGUCCCAUUGAGCUCUUAGUAGAUCCUCAAGACUAUGCUGUAGCAAACACUAUAAUCCAUCGUGUCAGCAAGGGGGAGAGCUGGACUGAGUUCCCUGUCAAGAACAAAGCUGGGGAGAGGUUUACGGCCGUUGUAACAGAUACUCCAUUCUAUGAUGAUGAUGGCACUUUUAUUGGGAUUAUUUGCGUGUCAAGUGAUAUCCGGCCCUUUCGAGAAAUUAAGAUUCCAAUGUCAGGAGUAAAGCCCCCAGAAUCAGAUUCAAGCUACAGCCGGUCUAGAGCUCGUGUUACUGCUAAACUUGGCCUUGAUCCUCAGCAGCCUCUACAAAAUGCCAUUGCAUCCAAAAUAACAAAUUUGGCAUCCAAAGUGAGCAACAAAGUAAAGUCAAAAAUUCGGGUGGGAGAAAACAACAUAGAUCACGAAGGUGAGAGUGGUUGUCAUCAUUCUGAUCAUGGUUCAGAUUGUGUUCUCUCUGAUCAUAGGGAGGAUGCGAAUUCAAGUGGGGCUAGCACACCUAGAGGAGAUUUGCCCCUAUCUCCUUUUGGAGUAUUCUCCAAUAUUGAUGAGAAGUCUCCAGGAAAGCCCUACAAAGAUUCUGGUGAUGAGAGUGAAGGAAAACCUUCGAUCCAGAUGAUGAUAUCCUCAAAAGCAGAAUCAUGGAUGGGUAAGAAAGGGAUAACAUGGCCAUGGAAAGGAAAUGGGCGAGAAGGGCAAGAGGCUAAGAAUACUCAUUUUGUUUGGCCUUGGUUGCAUAAUGAACAUGAGAAUGAUUCAGCUCAUCAGAAGAUAUUUGGUUCAAAACCAGAAAGUCGGGUGAAUGAAAAUAACCGAACUCCAAAUAAUGAGGCCACAGGAUCCUGGACCUCCUCAUUUAAUGUUAACAGCACAAGCAGUGCCAGCAGCUGUGGAAGUACUAGCAGCAGUGCUGUGAAUAAGGUGGAUGUAGACACUGACAGCCUGGACUACGAAAUCCUAUGGGAAGAUUUGAUAAUUGGAGAACAAGUUGGGCAAGGAUCAUGGGGAACCGUAUACCAUGGUCUGUGGUAUGGAUCAGAUGUUGCUGUCAAGGUAUUCUCCAGGCAAGAAUAUUCAGAAGAUGUGAUAUUUUCCUUCAGACAAGAGGUGUCUCUCAUGAAAAGGCUUCGACAUCCAAAUGUUCUGCUUUUUAUGGGAGCUGUGACUUCACCUCAGCGUCUCUGCAUCGUAACUGAAUUCCUCCCUCGUGGAAGUUUGUUUCGCUUAUUACAAAGGAACACAUCAAAACUAGACUGGAGGCGACGUGUUCUUAUGGCGAUAGAUAUAGCACGAGGCAUGAAUUAUCUUCAUCAUUUCAACCCACCUAUCAUUCAUCGAGAUCUGAAGUCUUCAAAUCUCCUAGUUGAUAGGAACUGGACGGUCAAGGUUGGUGAUUUUGGUCUUUCACGUCUUAAGCACGAAACAUUUCUCACAACCAAGACCGGGAAGGGCACGCCUCAAUGGAUGGCACCAGAAGUUCUACGUAAUGAACCCUCAGACGAGAAGUCUGAUAUAUACAGCUAUGGGGUGAUAUUGUGGGAGCUUGCUACUGAGAAGAUCCCUUGGGAUAAUCUGAACUCAAUGCAGGUGAUUGGAGCUGUAGGGUUCAUGGACCAAAGGUUAGAGAUCCCAAAGGAUGUGGACCCACAAUGGACUUCUUUGAUUGAGAGCUGCUGGCAGAGUGAUGCAGCUGCCAGGCCAACAUUUCAAGAACUGCUGGAGAGGCUCAGAGACCUGCAGAGACAGUACAAUCUUCAGUUCCAAGCAGCGCGUACCGCCACGGGUGAUAACGCCCCGAAAGAAUUGUAGCCCCUCCCGGCUGGAUCUUUAUGUUGCAUCAGUGUUCUCACUUCCCUACCACUGUGUGGAUGAAUCGAAGCAGAACAGUGACAAAACGGGUAAAUUAGCCAGAGACAGCCCCCAAAUGGCAUGUCGUAUUGGAACCACAAAGUUGGAAAGUCAGAUGGCACAAACGGCAUGUCGUAUUAAAACGGUUGAUGGGUUUGGUUGUGAUGGUUAAUGUGUGGGUGUAGUGCGAGAGGGAGUCAUGUCGGUUGGAUUGGAUCACAUGAUAAUAUGUCACCAGUUUUUGUGAUUUAUAAAAAAAUGUAAAAAAAUAUGAGGGAAACAAAAAAAAAAAAAAAAAAAAAAAAAAACUUGGCAGCGGGUCAAUCUGUAUUCAUUUGAGUAAAUAGAGUGAUCAAUCUCUCUUUUGCAUAAUAAACCAUCUCUAUUACUUUUACUUUUUACCAUUUUUAGAUGGGAUGAUCUUUUGCGGAAUAAAGCUGGAAAUUCAAUGGGUGAUUUGUCGA
Malus domestica (apple) is the source of this 3408-nucleotide messenger RNA. RefSeq lists its product as uncharacterized. Gene Ontology annotation, biological process: signal transduction; protein phosphorylation; regulation of DNA-templated transcription. Gene Ontology annotation, cellular component: cytoplasm. Lineage: Eukaryota; Viridiplantae; Streptophyta; Magnoliopsida; Rosales; Rosaceae. Gene Ontology annotation, molecular function: protein kinase activity; ATP binding. The record is from RefSeq and is a predicted model, not a curated record.